AUGUUCAUCUGGACAACCACGACGCGUUUGCAGCGACGCAACUACUGCGGCGAUGCGCAGUUGAUUAAUGGUCAAGCUGUGGAGUUACAUUUCCUGGAAAUUCACUGUCUUUUUUCUGACAACAAAUCAAAUCCUCUGGAGGCGUUCGUGGCGCAUCAACCUACUACAAUGAUAGCGCAUCUUCGCAUAGCUCAGACUACAUUGAGAAACCGACGAUCUGAAGCUUAUAACUCGUCCGAAACGCCUAUUGAAGUCGAUUGUGCUGAAGGAAGUGAAAUUGGUGCCGUAGAAAUUCAGGCAAUGGGAAAGAAAUGGCAAAAAGACGGUCAAGACUCAUUUCGAACGAGCAACAUGAUUUUUGUCGAGAACAAUAGAAGCCUAAGGUUCACAACGUUAGCCAUGGAAGACAGCGGGGUUUACACUUGUUGUGCGAAACGUUCAGAGAAUAAUUAUAAAUGUUUUGAUCACUCUUUAAAUGUUAUACCGGCAAUCGAUGACGCUACGGAUCUUCUUCUGCACAACGAUAACAGUACAGGAAGUGAAAAUAGGACGGAAACCAUCUGGAGCGUUACUCUAGCAGAUGAUCAUCUAUUAAACGCUCAAGAAGGAGACACUUAUUUCGUAAAAUUGGUCGACGGGAACACGUCGGACGUUCGUUGUCUUUCGGAUACGCACGUGAACUCAAUUCUUACGACUGUAAAUAAUCCCCACGAAUACGGUCAUGUUCUGAUUCGCAAUUUUAACUGCAGUAUUCACUGUGGUGGCUACGCAUGUAACAUCUCUUACACUCAUGAUGAUAACGUAAGCGAAGAAACAGAGAUUCUGUUCACUGUUGUGACGUCAUCACGACCAAAUAUCUAUCAAAAUGUGCUUGAUUACAAUGCGGCACUGAAAUCUAUUACUCAUACUAUUCCUCUGGCGGGUGUGGUGCACUCGGUUAAAGGCUAUGAGAAUGAUGGAAGAAACGUGAAGCGAGCAAUGGAAGUGCGCGAGACGUUGUUCUCAUGUUUCAAGGCGAUUUCCGAUUUCUCGACCAGCCAAUUCCAUCUUUCAUUCGAGACAUUCGUCGCUAUAGCAGUUUUUGCUAUAGCUGGUCUUGUAUUUCUGGUCUGUGUGCCUGUCAUGUUUUGUUGCUCACGGUCGAAAAAGAAGCCAGGGAGUCCAUACACACGGCGUGAAGUGAUAUGUAAAAAGGGACUUUUUGCGUUGAUGUUAGCACGAGUUGAUGAAUUCGACACCUUGACACCGCUCAUCGUAACGCCAACAACGCAACCUACUGAACUCACACCUCAGCUACCUAGACCUACUUUGCCUGUCUCACUAACUACAUCGGAGAGCCCACCUCCUCCACGAAGAUCAAGUCAUGGGAAGACGUUGAUUGUGCCUUUGAAUGCAAGUCGAUAUCGAACGCCGGUUCCUCCGAUGCUUGGCACUCCCGACAGUCGUAUAACGUCAUUCGAAGGAGGUACUACGAAAAGCUGCGCUACUAUUCCUGAAGAUGAUGAAGAUGAGUCGUCAAGUUGUGAAAGAAUUGAAGACCUUAUUUCUAUUGACAGGACAACAACCUCUGUUUCUGAGCAGAAAUCUCAUCGAGGAUUCAUCUCACAUUCAUCCUACAAUCUCAUUCUUCCUGUUCCUCCUCCGGACUUUCAGAUCCCUGCACCAUCUUAUUCGCCCCCAUCGGUGCCCUCAAGUCAAUCACGGCAACCGCAAAUAACGAAUGUUGCAACUCGCCAUAUAGAAAGCCCAGAGGAACCAAGUCGUUGCACGAAUAGCACAGGAAGUCCUAACUCUACCGGAUCACCGAUUGACACGACUGGUUCAAUUAGUGACAGUUUCUAUAUCAAUAGUGAUGUAAUUUCAUCAACAAAUGGAUCUCAAAUUGCGGAUGAAAAUGGUUGUGCUGAGUCGGAAGUUCAAUCGAAAUAUCAGCUGCAUAGGAUCGAAGAGGAAUCGGAGGGUUUGGAUGACGGUCACCGAUUAGUGCGGACAGUUUUCAGCCAAAACAGUUUGGACGGGGAACGUAAUUUCGUCAUACCUCGAAGUAUCUCAGAGCAGUUUGAGUUGAUGCGACGAAAAUGA
Molecule: messenger RNA, 2082 nt
Organism: Necator americanus (New World hookworm)
Lineage: Eukaryota; Metazoa; Nematoda; Chromadorea; Rhabditida; Ancylostomatidae
Exons: 23
Coding region: 1-2082 (693 amino acids)
Source: RefSeq, a predicted model, not a curated record